Messenger RNA from Gastrolobium bilobum, 1729 nucleotides. Its product is annotated as mitogen-activated protein kinase kinase SIPKK-like. The record is from RefSeq and is a predicted model, not a curated record. NCBI's taxonomy places the organism in Eukaryota, Viridiplantae, Streptophyta, Magnoliopsida, Fabales, Fabaceae. Gene Ontology annotation, molecular function: MAP kinase kinase activity; ATP binding. Gene Ontology annotation, biological process: MAPK cascade; protein phosphorylation. Bases 172 to 1242 code for a protein of 356 amino acids. The transcript has 8 exons.
GAUCCUCCAAAAUAUAAAAAGCUUUCGUUUUCUAACUUAAAUACUAUAGAAUAUAAUCAUGUUAGUCACAUAAAUAUUUUGAUUAUAUUCAGAUAUAAUCUUACAAUAAAGUUUUUCUUGCUUUACAACCUGCAGAGCUUGGGUUGGGAACCCAAUUAGGAUCCCAUAAUCAUGAAGAAAAGAUGCUUAGGCCCCAGUGUCAAAGUCAAUGUUCCUGCAUCUGAUCAGGCUUCUUUUAUCAAGUUCCUGACUCAAAGUGGGUUGUUUAAAGAUGGUAACCUGCUUGUCGAUAGGGAUGGAGUUCGAAUUCUCUCUGAGAGUGAAGUGGAAGCUCAACCCCCAAUUAGGCCACUAGACAACCAGCUAAGUUUGGCAGACAUUGAUACAAUAAAAGUGAUUGGAAAGGGAAAUGGGGGGAUAGUGCAAUUGGUGCAACACAAAUGGACUAAUCAGUUUUUUGCAUUGAAGGAAAUUCAAGUGAAUAUUGAGGAGUCCAUACUCAAGCAUAUAGCACAAGAGCUAAAAAUAAAUCAAUCAGCACUGUGUCCUUAUGUUGUUAUCUGCUACCAGUCGUUCUAUCACAAUGGUGUCAUAUCAAUCAUCUUAGAGUACAUGGAUGGAGGAUCCUUAGAAGAUCUUUUGAACAAAGUUAAGACAAUUCCAGAGCCAUAUCUUUCUGCCAUCUGUAAGCAGGUGCUGAAGGGUUUAAUGUAUCUUCACCAUGAAAAACAUAUUAUCCAUAGGGACUUAAAACCUUCAAAUCUGCUUAUAAAUCAUAGAGGGGAGGUAAAGAUUACUGACUUUGGUGUUAGUGCAAUCAUGGAAACUACUUCUGGUCAAGCACAUACUUUCAUUGGCACAUACAACUACAUGUCUCCAGAGAGAAUCAAUGGAAUCCAGCAUGGCUACAACUACAAAAGUGAUAUAUGGAGCUUGGGACUGAUCCUGCUUAGGUGUGCUACGGGGCUGUUUCCUUAUACACCACCAGAUCAAAGUGAAGGGUGGGAAAGUAUUUUCCAGCUUAUUGAAGCCAUUGUUGAAAAACCUCCCCCCAGUGCUCCAUCUGAUCAAUUUUCUCCAGAAUUUUGCUCAUUUAUCUCAGCAUGUUUACAGAAAAAUCCAAGGGAUAGACUAUCAGCUCCGAACCUUUUGAGGCAUCCUUUUAUCAACAUGUACGAGGACUUGGAUGUGGAUCUUUCAGCUUACUUCUCCAAUGCAGGAUCUACACUUGCAACCAUAUAAAACAUAGCAUGUUCCAAUCCCGGACUUUAUUCAAAAUCAAAGGUAAAAGGUUAUUCUAAUUUGAGCUAUGUACCACUUCACUAGGUAUUCUUGAAUGCAGAUAAUACACAAACAAAAUGUGUUGAUCUUUCACGAACAGCACAGGAUUGUUGCUUUUAUAUUGAGGGAGUGGUUUGUUAAGUGUAAACUCUUAACAAUACAGAUGCUCAUGUCAGUUUUGAUGCUCAGAAAUUAUAUGACUGAAUUCUAAGUUUCUAUUGAAACGAUCCUUUGUGCUGAAAGAUUGUAUUAGGCUGUGUUUUGUCCAAGAGUAGUGGGUUUAUAUUGGAUCUCAUGUUUUCUCCUAAAUAUCUAAUGAUGAGAUAUCUUUGAGAUUACUUAUCACUCUACACAAUAGAGACGGCGUUUGCUAAAAAAGUGGUGUGUGUACAGUGACAGCAUAAUAAUAAGGGAGAUAGAUUCGUCCAUAUUUGUAGGCUUUACCUCU